Molecule: messenger RNA, 2215 nt
Organism: Cygnus olor (mute swan)
Lineage: Eukaryota; Metazoa; Chordata; Aves; Anseriformes; Anatidae
Gene: LIPH
Product: lipase H
Exons: 10
Coding region: 827-2182 (451 amino acids)
Biological process (GO): lipid metabolic process
Molecular function (GO): lipase activity; carboxylic ester hydrolase activity
Source: RefSeq, a predicted model, not a curated record
UGCCCAGCUCCAAUUUCAGACUUCCUUUCUGGCCCCUGGCAGUUGUCUUUGCAUCUGCCAUCUUCUUCCUCCUGCCCGGCAGGGACAGAAGCCUUUCUUACUUUACUUGGAGCUAGCUCCAUGAGGUUCCAGCCCGGCUGCAAGAAAAAGUGGUGGGGAUGCCAGAUAUACGAGUGCCAUCCAAGACAGCAGCUGCUUGGAGCCCGAUGGAGGCUCACGUUGAAUCAAACUGGUACCCGCCCUUUGUCGCGAUGGAGCGGUGUGCACCCGCGUCCUGCCCGAGACUGCAGGAUCUCCUAGGUUAAAAGGGAUGCCGAGCCUCCACCUGUCGGAGGCAGCCAGAGGAACGUGGGAGUGUAGGGAUCGUCACCAACUUGGGGUCCUGUGAAAACGAGUGUCGUCCCAGCCCAGAUGCCUAUCGGAUUUACAGUGACACCUACACCUCUUUGCUGCCUUCCAACAUUCAUUGCAGAAGACAAAUAGGCACGCAAUCAUUUCCUUCAUUUCAUCACAUGUAGUCAGAUUGCUGCUUACAGUGUGAUACCAGACCACUUGUGUCUUUGAUUAGUCACUCCCCAGGGCAAACUGUAUUUAAAAUAAGGAAUCCUGAUAGAAUAGAAGGUGCCCCACCUUUUUAAAAAGAAGGUUUAGUUGUAUAACUAGCGACUGGUCUUCAUUUCUUGGCUGGUAACUUCCUCCUUUCACCACACCUACGUUACUGGCAGAAAAAGAGAGCAAACUGCUGUCAGAGACAGCAAGUACAUGCCAAAGAAACUGUGGGAUCCUUAAAAUCUUCUACCUGUAGAAGUUUCAUGUGGGAGUCCAUAUGCUGAGGCUGUGUGUUGUGUUCAUCUACCUUUCAUACGGGGUGAAAACAGAUCCCGGGGAGACAUGUCCUGCGUUCACAGCUCUCAGCUUCAGCAACGCUUUGAUAGGGACCGACCUGAAAGUGAAGCUAAUGCUGUACACCAGGCAGAACCCAGACUGUGCUGAAGAGCUCAAUUCUACAGCCUCCAAGUAUCUCGAUCUGACCAAGAAAACCACCUUCAUUAUCCACGGGUACCGGCCCACAGGCUCUGCCCCGGUCUGGAUCCCUGGCUUGGUGCAUCUCCUGCUUUCUGAGGAAGCUAUGAACAUCAUCGUUGUGGACUGGAACCGGGGAGCAACAACCGUCAUCUACAGCACAGCUUCCAGAAACAGCAAGAAAGUUGCUGAGAUUCUGAAGAAACUUAUUGAUGAAAUGUUGAUUGCCGGAGCAUCACUUGACUCCAUUCACAUGGUAGGAGUAAGCCUGGGAGCACACAUCUCCGGCUUCGUGGGACAGAUGUUUGAUGGUAAACUCGGCAGAAUCACAGGCCUUGACCCAGCAGGCCCCCUGUACAGAGGGCAGCCGCCCGGCGAGAGGUUGGACCCCACCGAUGCGCAGUUUGUCGAUGUUAUCCACUCGGACACCGACGGACUCGGCUACGCGGACACCCUGGGCCACAUAGACUUCUACCCCAACGGCGGGACCGACCAGCCCGGCUGUCCACUGACAAUAUUUUCUGGAAUGCAGUAUUUUAAAUGUGACCACCAGAGGUCUGUUUUCCUGUUCAUGUCAUCCCUGAAAAAGAGCUGCAAUAUUACGGCAUACCCGUGUGACUCGUACAGAAGCUACAGGAAUGGCAAAUGUACCAGCUGCGAAACUUUUCAGCCUAUGCCAUGCCCCAUCCUAGGCUAUUAUGCCCACAAGUGGAAAAGCUAUUUAACACAACAGAGCCAUCCAGUGACAAACAUGUUUUUUGAUACAGCGGACAAAGAGCCAUUUUGUAUUUACCACUACUUUGUGGACAUCAUUACGUGGAACAAAGACACCAGGAGAGGCACCUUCAGCGUGGUGUUAGCUGAUGAUGCUGGGCAGAAGGCAGAAUCUAAAGUUAAUCCAGAAGCUGCAGCCUUUCAGCAGUACAACCAAAUCAGUUUGCUAAUUGGAUUCGACCAGGAUUUUGAAAAUGUAAAAAGAAUUUCCUUGACAUUUUCCACGGGAUCUGUCAUCAGCCCGAAAUACAAACUCAGGAUUCUCCAAAUGAGGUUCCGGUCACUUACAAACCCAGAAAGACCGCAGCUGUGCAGGUACGACCUCGUCCUGACGGAGAACACCAAGAAAACCUUCCGGCCCAUCCCGUGCCAGGCCAGGCGCUGAGACCCGAAGGCGAGGCAGCGGCAGGCCGCCCGC